AUGACGUGGCAAUGGACUUCUAUGAUGGUUGCUAUGCAAGAGGAUGAUUCUCCUGACUUGAGAGAAGUAGCAAGAAUCCUCAAAGACGUCCUUGAGUCCCACGCCAACCAUCUUCCUCAAACAACCCUUCGACUAAAACCUCCCUACUGCGCUUUCACUCAACACAGAUCACCUUCUGGGAUAACACUCAGGUGCAAUUCCCAACCUCAACCACUCCUAAACCUUCGCACACCAAGAGUGUGCAGUUCCAACAUGGGUCCACUUCGGUGUGGCAUUUCGUCGAGCAUGUACGGUGGAAAAGAAAAUAGGGGAGUUGGGGAGUGGCUUGUGCUGGCUAGUGAGGUUCUUUCAGCAGCAUUUCCAUUGUGGGUCUCAAUUGGGUGUGUUGUGGGGUUGAUGAAACCCAGUUACUUCAAUUGGGUCACUCCCAAGUUGACGAUUAUGGGACUCAACAUCAUCAUGCUUGGCAUGGGCAUGACUCUCUCUAUUCAUGAUCUUCGUGGGGCAUUUUCCAUGCCAAAGCAAGUUCUCUAUGCUUUUGCCCUUCAGUAUUCGGUAAUGCCACUGUCUGGAUUUCUCAUAAGCAAAAUUUUCAAUCUUCCACCACAUUUUGCAGCAGGUUUAAUAUUAAUUGGUGGCUGCCCAGGAGCUGCUUCCAGUAACAUCAUAACCUAUCUUUCACGCGGAAAUGUGGCGCUGUCUGUAAUAAUCACAACUGCAAGCACCUUAACUGCAACG
Molecule: messenger RNA, 738 nt
Organism: Vigna umbellata (rice bean)
Lineage: Eukaryota; Viridiplantae; Streptophyta; Magnoliopsida; Fabales; Fabaceae
Source: RefSeq, a predicted model, not a curated record